AUGGUGAACCUGUCCCAUUGGAGGCUGUCGCUGUCACCUGCACUGUGGGCCGAGCUGAGCCAUCAAGUGGCGCAGCGCAGCACGUGGAGCCUCUACGACCGCCAGCUGGACCCCCUCCGCAUGCGGCUGCGGAGAUGUGGUGCACUGCUCCUGGUGUGGUGCACUGCUCCUGGUGUGGUGCACUGCUCCUGGUGUGGUGCACUGCUCCUGGUGUGGUGCACUGCUCCUGGUGUGGUGCACUGCUCCUGGUGUGGUGCACUGCUCCUGGUGUGGUGCACUGCUCCUGGUGUGGUGCACUGCUCCUGGGGUGGUGCACUACUCCUGGUGUGGUGCACUGCUCCUGGUGUGGUGCACUGCUCCUGGUGUGGUGCACUGCUCCUGGUGUGGUGCACUGCUCCUGGUGUGGUGCACUGCUCCUGGGGUGGUGCACUGCUCCUGGUGUGGUGCACUGCUCCUGGUGUGGUGCACUGCUCCUGGGGUGGUGCACUGCUCCUGGUGUGGUGCACUGCUCCUGGUGUGGUGCACUGCUCUAGGUGUGGUGCACUGCUCCAGGUGUGGGCCCUCCUAUUUUCAUGCUGGCUGCAAAGAUUGGAGCGAAUUCCUCCCGCAGCAAGUGAGGGCAGCCAUGUUGGUGGUGCAUCCGCCACCGCAGCCCCAGCCCCUGCGUCCAACACAGCCGGCACCCGUCCAGCCAGGGGAUCAUGA
This is a messenger RNA of Closterium sp. NIES-65, 705 nucleotides long. Lineage: Eukaryota; Viridiplantae; Streptophyta; Zygnematophyceae; Desmidiales; Closteriaceae. The record is from the annotation of a GenBank genome assembly.